Messenger RNA from Macrosiphum euphorbiae (potato aphid), 669 nucleotides. NCBI's taxonomy places the organism in Eukaryota, Metazoa, Arthropoda, Insecta, Hemiptera, Aphididae. The record is from the annotation of a GenBank genome assembly.
AUGCAUUCAUCUAUGACAAGAAAUCAGCCAGAGUUCAAAAAUGUAAAUAUGUCCCCGCCAAAUGAUCGUAUUCAAAAGAAACUUGGAAGAAGAAUUAGGUCGCGUUCUAGAUCAUAUAAUGAACCCCGAUUUGGUUCUAGAAUUAGGUAUUCAUCUAAAAACAGACAACGAUCACAGUCUAGAAGUGGAAGAAAGUCUAAAUCACUGGAUCGGAGAGAUAAUGUAACUGAACGUCAGUCGUCAUCUAAACCAAAACAUGACCGUUCAUUUAAGUCUUCGAAAAAUUAUAAAAAAGAAAUAGGAAAAGGACAUCCACCUCCAAAUAAAAAGAAAUGGAAAAAAAUUAAAUCUACACAGCCCACACAGCCUACAUCUUCAUCAUACACGUCUUCACAGCUUGAAGAGCAACCGCCGACCCCGGUGGUUGAUUCUGGUCCAACAGUCAUACCACCUCCAGUUGCACCUCAAGUACAAGGAUCAUUUUACUCACAAAAUGCCACACCGAUGUACUACGCUCAACCAACACAUAUGCAGCCGCGGUUAAUGCCAGUCCCAUAUUAUAUGCGAUCUCGUUUACCAUAUCCGCCAACAUAUCCAAGAUUAUUAUAUAGACCACAGCGGCAGCCUCCAGUUCGUAAUUUUAUUAUGGUACACAAUGAAGAAGCCUAA